Molecule: messenger RNA, 942 nt
Organism: Gregarina niphandrodes
Lineage: Eukaryota; Apicomplexa; Conoidasida; Eugregarinorida; Gregarinidae
Exons: 3
Coding region: 1-942 (313 amino acids)
Source: RefSeq, a predicted model, not a curated record
AUGCGUAUUUUUCCGUUGGUCAGUAUCGUGACAGCAUAUAACGAAGUGUCGCGAUGCGGAUUUGAGAACAUCCCGAUCCUGUAUAUGAAUCUGGAUAGCCAAGUGGAGCGUCGAAUGCGCUUGACGGAGAUGUUCCCUGAAGCUAUCCGAAUUCGGGCCGUUGAUGGUCGGAAUGCCACAGAAUUGUUGUCCCGCUUGGAUCACGAUCUGGAUCCACAGGAAUUUUCGAAGGAGAAUCUUGUCAAUGCCACAAAAAAGCAUUUCAAAGCUUUUCCUGCGGGUUACGAGUAUAUGAUACUUGCUGAGGACGAUGUGGCGGCACCUUUGUGUGGGAUUCUUCCCUCCACGUUGGAUCGAGUAAUAAAGCAGCUUAAUGAGGUAGAUCCGGAAUGGGAGGUAUUACGUCUGCAAUGGACGGUCAAGGGAGAUAGUAUGUACAAAAUGAAGAAGGGACAGUUAAAUCGAUUAGGAGAACUCGUUCAUGAGCUGGGUGACGAAUAUCGACAGUCGCUACUGGAAACCUAUGGCGCUUGGGAAAAUGCCCCCGUACUUGGAAGGUUUACUGGCGGCUGGGGCAAUGUCUUUAAUGUCUGGCAUCGGAGGGCCAUGAAGAAGUUUACUGAAAAAUAUGGAGGUAGAAUAGUGAGUGGUAUUCAAAGAUGGAAAUGUCCUGACGGUGAUGAGUGCAUAAGUAACGGUCUCUUUGUUCGUCAGAGCACUAAGCACUCGUAUGUUGUGCUUCCCCCAUGGGUCCAGAAUGAGCCUGGGGAACGCGGUAGUCUUAUUCGAGAAGGGAGAAGCAAUCAUCGAUUCCAUUUGUCUGCGGUGGCAUUAAGCACUCAGUGGCUGGUGGAGCUAAGAGAAUUCGUGAGAAGGGGAGCACAAGAUCUCUACCCUGAUCCGGAACUUGUAUGGCGAGCAGUGAAGCGCAGGAAACCGUGA